Magnolia sinica is the source of this 2588-nucleotide messenger RNA. RefSeq names its product nucleobase-ascorbate transporter 6-like. The record is from RefSeq and is a predicted model, not a curated record. Gene Ontology annotation, biological process: transmembrane transport. Gene Ontology annotation, cellular component: membrane. NCBI's taxonomy places the organism in Eukaryota, Viridiplantae, Streptophyta, Magnoliopsida, Magnoliales, Magnoliaceae. The coding region runs from base 622 to 2235 and encodes 537 amino acids. Gene Ontology annotation, molecular function: transmembrane transporter activity. The transcript is spliced from 14 exons.
GGGUUGGGUUUUCAGGGGUGGUGUGAAACUGUAAAUGAAAUUCCAACUGCAGGAGUUUGUAUCUUUUGGGUGUGAGAGAGAGUAGACUGUGAGAGAUCUGCUCUAUCUGUAUCUCUCUCAAAUCUCUUUGUUCUUUUCCUUUGUUGCUUUGUCAACCACUGUAGGGAGAAAGGUGGUGGUGGAGUUGCUUUUAUCUUUAUCUUUACUCUACCUUGAAAAAACAAAAGGAGAGAGAAAGAGAGGAAGAUAUAUUAAUUAAAAAAGAAAGAAAGAAAGAAAACCAGGGGAAGAUUCCUUCUGCAGAGGGGUUUCCUGGUUUUUUGCUCUCUUUUGGUCACUUGGGUCUCUCUCUCUAUAACUCUCUUUGACUGUGUUUUGGAGUGUUGAAGUGCUGCUUUUGGGGGUGUUUCAUUUCCAUACAGAUACAUGAAUGCUCCUCUGUAUUGUGGGUUCUGGGCCAUCUGAGUUCUCUUUAUUUUUCUCUUUGUAGUUUCAUUAGUUACAGGGUCUUCUGGGGCUCUCUGUUUCCAGUUGGGUUUUUUAUUCUGUGGGGUGUGUGUAGAGAGAGUUGGGUGUUUGCUUUUAUAGAGGAGGAGGAGGAGGAGGAGGAGGAGGAGAGAAAUGGCAGGAGGAGGUGGAGGAGGAGGACAAGCGCCUGCGCCGAAGGCAGAUGAGUUGCAGCCGCAUCCGGUGAAAGAUCAGCUGCCCAACGUUUCUUACUGCAUCACUAGUCCUCCUCCAUGGCCCGAGGCCAUUCUCCUUGGUUUCCAACAUUUCCUGGUUAUGCUAGGCACAACGGUUAUCAUUCCUACUGCCCUUGUUCCUCAGAUGGGAGGAGGAAAUGGUGAGAAGGUGAGGGUGAUCCAGACUCUACUGUUUGUGGCUGGUUUGAACACGCUGUUCCAGUCAUUAUUCGGGACUCGCUUACCUGCCGUGAUUGGUGGGUCAUAUACAUUUGUUGCGCCCACCAUCUCCAUAAUCCUGGCCGGUCGAUACAGCAAUGAAUCGAACCCUGUAGAGAAAUUCAAGCGAAUCAUGCGUGGAAUCCAGGGAGCACUAAUUGUUGCUUCAACACUUCAGAUAAUCCUCGGCUUCAGUGGCCUUUGGCGCAAUGUCGCAAGGUUCUUAAGUCCACUAUCUGCCGUCCCUUUGAUUUCUCUUGCUGGGUUUGGGCUCUAUGAGCUUGGUUUCCCUGGGGUUGCGAAAUGUAUUGAAAUUGGGCUUCCACAGAUCAUUCUCUUGAUAUUCUUUUCACAGUACAUACCCCAUGUUAUACACUCUAAGAGGCAUGUCCUUGAGAGGUUUACUGUUAUAUUGUCGGUUGCUAUCGUCUGGAUUUAUGCACACCUGCUUACUGUGGGUGGUGCAUAUAAGGGUUCCCCACCAAAGACGCAAGACCAUUGUCGUACUGAUAGAGCUGGACUCGUUAGUGCUGCUCCCUGGAUAAGAAUUCCAUAUCCAUUUCAAUGGGGCACCCCUACAUUCGAUGCAGGAGAAGCUUUUGCGAUGAUGGCUGCUUCAUUUGUAGCUCUUUUAGAGUCCACGGGUACCUUCUUUGCUGUCUCAAGGUUUGCAAGUGCUACACCAUUGCCUCCUUCCAUUCUCAGUCGCGGCGUUGGUUGGCAGGGAAUAGGUAUAUUGUUGGAUGGCUUGUUUGGUACUAUAAAUGGGUCUACAGUAUCUGUUGAAAAUGCUGGUUUGUUAGCAUUGACACGGGUUGGCAGCAGGAAGGUUGUGCAAAUAUCCGCGGGAUUCAUGAUAUUCUUUUCCAUUCUUGGAAAGUUUGGAGCGGUAUUUGCUUCCAUUCCGGCACCAAUUUUUGCAGCCUUGUAUUGCCUCUUCUUUGCUUAUGUGGGUUCGGUAGGUCUUAGUUUCCUUCAAUUUUGCAACUUGAACAGCUUCCGAACAAAGUUUAUCUUAGGAUUCUCCGUCUUCAUGGGCUUAUCAGUACCACAGUACUUCAACGAAUUCACAUCGGUCGCUGGUUAUGGUCCAGUUCACACCAGAGCAAGAUGGUUCAAUGAUAUCAUCAAUGUGCCCUUCUCUUCAGAAGCAUUUGUUGCAGGCAUUAUAGCUUUCUUUCUAGACAAUACCCUGCAUAGGAAGGAUAGCAGUGUGAGGAAGGACAGGGGGCGCCAUUGGUGGGAUAAGUUCCGCUCGUUUAAGACAGACAGCAGAAGUGAUGAAUUCUACUCCCUACCUUUCAAUCUCAACAAAUUCUUUCCAUCAGUGUGAAUGCUCAACCAUGUUACAGUUCAAAAGCGCAUGUGAUAUUAUCCGUCCAGAGCUUUUCAUAUGCACACUAAGACAUUUUCUUCUUUUAGGUCCAAGGACAUGUUGGCAGAAGUAAAUGGGUCUCAUUACACUUAUAUUUUUAUAUAUCUAUUUUUUUUUUUCUGUAUAUUUGAUUAGGUGAAAUGGAUUCAAGAAGCAAAAAAGCAAUUUCUUAGUGCCUAUUCUUGCACUCGUCGUGUUUCUGCCCUUUAUAAUUCAGUAAUGCCUGUUUCGUAGAUCUAUUAUGUGAACCUUUGUUGGCCAUUAGUUUAGCUCAUGCCAAUGCUAAUGCUCUCUGCACUAUCUGCUACUGA